This is a messenger RNA of Loa loa (African eye worm), 531 nucleotides long. RefSeq lists its product as hypothetical. NCBI's taxonomy places the organism in Eukaryota, Metazoa, Nematoda, Chromadorea, Rhabditida, Onchocercidae. The coding region runs from base 1 to 531 and encodes 176 amino acids. The record is from RefSeq and is a predicted model, not a curated record. The transcript has 4 exons.
AUGAAUUGUUUUUCAGUAAAAUGUAACGUAAUUGAUUGGUCUACAAUACCAACACCGCCACGUUUCAUUCAUGAACCAAACGAUCCUACUAUUUAUUUCACGUUAGAAUCAACGCAAACUUCAAAUGGCCAUAAUUUAGAUUAUUUAAAAGAACGAACAUUAAGGUGCAUUGCUAAUGGUAAUCCAUCUCCUGGCAAUGUAUUCGGAUCGAAUUGCUCAACGUCCAAGCGAAGGAUCAUUUGUUUUUCUAAAUUAACUGCUGCUGAUGAAGGUGUUUAUCAGUGUGAGGCAACAAAUGAUAAUGGUACUGCUGUCUCCGAGAAGAUUACUCUGAGACAAACAUGGAUACGGUACUUUCCGAAGGCUGAACCGGAGAUUAUACGUGUCGAUUUAGGUGAUCCAUAUCAACGAAAUUGCACACCACCCGAAUCAAAUCCACCCGCUCGAGUUUAUUGGAUUUUUAAAGGUGAUGAAGAAGGAUCAUUUGAUUCAAUCAAUAGUUCACAUAUCUCAACAAAUGAACUGGCUUAG